Puma concolor (puma) is the source of this 3372-nucleotide messenger RNA. The record is from RefSeq and is a predicted model, not a curated record. Lineage: Eukaryota; Metazoa; Chordata; Mammalia; Carnivora; Felidae.
CAAAUGCUGUUAAACCAACUAAGAGAAAUCACAGGCAUUCAGGACCCUUCCUUUCUUCAUGAAGCUCUGAAGGCCAGUAAUGGUGACAUCACCCAGGCGGUCAGCCUCCUCACUGAAGAAAGAGUUAAAGAACCCGGGCAAGACACUGUUGCUACGGAACCAUCUGAAGUAGAGGGGAGAGCUGCUAGCAAAGAAGUAUUAGCAAAAGUGAUAGACCUUACUCAUGAUAACAAAGAUGACCUACAGGCUGCCAUUGCUUUGAGUCUGUUGGAGUCCCCCAACAUUCAAGCUGAUGGAAGAGAUCUGAACAGGAUGCGCGAGGCAGCCUCUGCAGAAACUAAACGCUCAAAGAGAAAACGCUGUGAAGUCUGGGGAGAAAAUCCCAAUCCCAACGACUGGAGGAGAGUUGAUGGUUGGCCAGUUGGACUGAAGAAUGUUGGCAAUACAUGUUGGUUUAGUGCUGUUAUUCAGUCUCUCUUCCAACUGCCUGAAUUUCGAAGACUUGUUCUCAGCUAUAGCCUGCCACAGAAUGUGCUUGAAAACUGUCCAAGUCACACGGAAAAGAGAAAUAUCGUGUUUAUGCAAGAGCUUCAGUACUUGUUUGCUCUGAUGAUGGGAUCAAAUCGCAAAUUUGUAGACCCUUCCGCAGCCCUGGAUCUCUUAAAGGGAGCAUUCCGAUCACCUGAGGAACAGCAGCAAGAUGUGAGUGAAUUCACACACAAGCUCCUGGAUUGGCUGGAGGACGCAUUCCAGCUAGCUGUUAACGUUAACAGCAAUCCCAGGAACAAAUCUGAAAACCCAAUGGUGCAGCUAUUCUACGGGACUUUCCUCACUGAAGGGGUUCGUGAAGGAAAGCCCUUUUGUAACAAUGAGACCUUCGGCCAGUAUCCCCUUCAGGUAAAUGGUUAUCGCAACUUAGACGAAUGUUUGGAAGGGGCCAUGGUGGAGGGGGACAUUGACCUGCUUCCUUCCGAUCAUUCGGUGAAGUAUGGACAAGAGCGUUGGUUUACAAAGCUGCCUCCAGUGUUGACCUUUGAGCUCUCAAGAUUUGAGUUCAAUCAGUCGCUCGGUCAGCCAGAGAAAAUUCACAAUAAGCUGGAAUUUCCUCAGAUCAUUUAUAUGGACAGGUACAUGUACAAGAGCAAAGAGCUUAUUCGAAGUAAGAGAGAGUGUAUUCGAAAGUUGAAGGAGGAAAUAAAAGUUCUGCAGCAAAAACUGGAAAGGUACGUGAAGUACGGCUCAGGCCCAGCUCGGUUUCCACUCCCGGACAUGCUGAAAUACGUUAUCGAAUUUGCCAGUACAAAACCUGCCUCAGAAAGCUCCACGUCUCAAAGUGACCACGUGACGUUACCGCUUUCUUCAGUGCACUGCCCAGUUUCUGACCUGGCAUCCAAGGAGAGUACAAGUAAAGAAAGCCCUUCUCAGGAUGUCGAAGGUACCUUUUCUUCUCCUGAAGAUUCUCUACCCAAGUCUAAGGCAAUGAAUAAGCCAUUUACAUCGUCGCGGUCUUCCAUGGAAAUGCCCGCACAGCCGGCUCCUCGAACUGUCACAGAGGAUGAGAUAAACUUUGUUAAGACCUGUCUUCAGAGGUGGAGGAGUGAGAUUGAACAAGAUAUUCAAGAUUUAAAGAAUUGUAUUGCAAGCACUACCCAGACUAUUGAGCAGAUGUAUUGCGACCCACUCCUUCGUCAGGUGCCUUAUCGCUUGCACGCAGUUCUCGUUCAUGAAGGACAAGCCAAUGCUGGACACUACUGGGCCUAUGUCUAUAAUCAACCCCGACAAGUCUGGCUCAAGUACAAUGACAUCUCUGUUACUGAAUCUUCCUGGGAAGAACUUGAAAGAGAUUCUUAUGGGGGCCUGAGAAACGUUAGUGCUUACUGUCUGAUGUACAUUAACGACAAGCUGCCGCACUUCAAUGCAGAGGCGGCCCCAAUUGAAUCAGAUCAGAUGUUGGGAGAAGUGGAUGCCCUGUCUGUUGAACUGAAGCAUUACAUUCAGGAAGAUAACUGGAGGUUUGAGCAGGAGGUCGAGGAGUGGGAAGAAGAACAGUCCUGCAAAAUCCCUCAGAUGGAAUCGUCCAGCAGCUCAGUGUCCCAGGAUUUCUCCACAUCCCCAGAGCCCUCAGUAGCCUCUUCCCAUGGGGUCCGCUGUUUGUCUUCUGAGCACGCUGUGAUCGCAAAGGAGCAGACGGCGCAGGCGAUUGCGAACACAGCACACGCCUAUGAGCGGGGCGGCGUGGAAGCCGCGCUGAACGAGCUUCAGGAAGUUGAGCCCGAGAAGCCCAUGUCCCCGGAAACAAACCCCGCAGGGCAGACAGAGCAGCCCCCAAAGGCUGGUGACACAGAGUCUGCUGCCCAGCCUGACUCUGAGGCCUCUGAAGUCGAGAUUCCCAGUGUGGGAAGGAUUCUGGUUAGAGCGGACGCAGAUGGAUAUGAUGAGGAGGUGAUGCUGAGCCCUGCCAUGCAAGGGGUCAUCCUGGCCAUAGCUAAAGCCCGUCAGACCUUUGACCGAGAUGGGUCUGAAGCAGGGCUUAUUAAGGCAUUCCACGAAGAGUACUCCAGGCUCUACCAGCUGGCCAAGGAGACGCCCACGGCCCACAGCGACCCUCGGCUCCAACACGUGCUUGUCUACUUUUUCCAAAAUGAGGCGCCCAAGAGGGUGGUGGAGCGGACCCUCCUGGAACAGUUUGCAGAUAAAAAUCUCAGCUACGAUGAAAGGUCCAUCAGCAUCAUGAAGGUGGCACAGGCCAAGCUGCAGGAGAUUGGUCCAGAGGACAUGAAUAUGGAAGAGUACAAGAAGUGGCAUGAGGAUUAUAGUUUGUUUCGAAAGGUGUCUGUGUAUCUCCUCACGGGUCUGGAACUCUACCAAAAAGGAAAGUACCAAGAGGCACUCUCCUACCUGGUAUAUGCCUACCAGAGCAAUGCCGCCCUGCUGACCAAGGGGCCCCGCCGGGGGGUGAAGGAAUCCGUCAUCGCUUUGUACCGACGAAAGUGCCUUCUGGAGCUGAAUGCCAAGGCAGCUUCUCUCUUUGAAACAAACGACGACCACUCUGUAACAGAGGGCAUUAAUGUGAUGAAUGAGCUGAUCAUUCCCUGCAUUCACCUUAUCAUUAAUAAUGACAUCUCCAAGGAUGACCUACAUGCCAUUGAGAUCAUGAGAAACCAUUGGUGCUCUUACCUUGGACAAGAUAUUGCGGAAAAUCUACAGCUGUGCUUAGGGGAGUUCCUACCCAGGCUUCUCGAUCCUUCUGCGGAAAUCAUUGUCUUGAAGGAGCCUCCAACUAUUCGACCCAAUUCUCCCUAUGACCUUUGUAGCCGAUUUGCAGCUGUCAUGGAGUCAAUUCAGGGGGUGUCAACUGUGACAGUGAAGUAA